UCGCGCUUGUGACUGUGUGCAAUACUUCUUGUGAUGCGAACAAACACAUUUUAUCCUGUAGAAUGUACAGUACUCUUUACAGUUCCGUUUCCCGAAAGUUAGCCUCUGUUGUGCAUUUCACAAAGCUUUGAAAAGGGGUUACGAUGUGUCUUCAGACUGUCAUCUGUGUGUUAUGGACAGGAUAUGUGUGUCAGGCUGCAGGAAGUCCAAACAUCAUCAUCAUGCUUAUGGAUGAUAUAGGAUGGGGGGAUUUGGGAGUAUUUGGGGAGCCCUCCAAGGAAACUCCACACUUGGAUCUGAUGGCUGCUCAGGGAAUGCUGUUCCCAAACUUCUACACCGCCAACCCUCUGUGUUCCCCAUCAAGAGCUGCUCUGCUAACAGGAAGACUUCCAGUGCGAAAUGGGUUCUACACCACCAAUGCUCAUGCUAGGAAUGCAUACACACCUCAGGAGAUAGUAGGAGGAAUAUCUGCGGAUGAGAUCCUGCUUCCAGAACUGCUCAAGAACAAAAACUAUGUCAGCAAGAUUGUUGGGAAGUGGCACCUUGGGCACAGAACUCAAUACUUACCUCUGAAGCAUGGCUUUGAUGAAUGGUUUGGUGCACCCAACUGCCAUUUUGGCCCCUACAAUGACAGCUCCCGUCCCAAUAUACCUGUCUACAACAACUCUGAAAUGAAGGGAAGGUAUUACGAGGAGUUUGAGAUUAAUGUGAAAACAGGCGAAUCCAACCUCACCCAACUCUAUUUGAAGGAAGGCUUGGAUUUUAUCUCUCAGCAAGCCAUGGCCCAGCGGCCCUUCUUUCUCUACUGGGCUCCGGAUGCAACCCAUGCCCCAGUGUACGCCUCUAAACCCUUCCUGGGAAAGAGUCAGAGGGGACGUUAUGGCGAUGCAGUGAUGGAGCUGGAUGACAGCAUUGGUCAGAUAAUGGCUCAUCUGGUCAGUCUGGACAUUCAAAACGACACUCUGGUGUUCUUUACCUCGGAUAAUGGAGCAGCACUGAUGUCUGGACCACUGCAAAGUGGCAGCAAUGGCCCAUUCCUCUGUGGGAAGGAGACUACAUUUGAAGGUGGGAUGAGGGAGCCAGCCAUUGCCUGGUGGCCUGGACGGAUUCCUGCUGGCACAGUGAGUCAUCAGUUGGCCAAUGUGAUGGAUCUUUUCAGCACCGGUCUUUCUGUGGCUGGAGUUUCUCCUCCCGAUGACCGUGUCAUUGAUGGUGUUGAUUUAAGUCCUGUCCUCUUCAACAGCUCACUGAUAGACAGACCCAUCUUCUAUUACCGUGGCAACCAGAUGAUGGCAGUACGGAUUGGUCAAUACAAGGCACACUAUUGGACAUGGAGCAACUCAAUGGAGGAAUUCAAGAAGGGUAUAAACUUCUGCCCUGGCCAGGAGGUUCCUGGUGUCACCACACACACUCAACAGGAGCACACCAUGCAGCCACUCAUCUUCCACCUGGGACGAGACCCUGGAGAGAGAUACCCGCUUAGUGUCCAGUGUAAGGAGUACCGGGAUGUUUUCAGUCGUGUGACCGCAGUGGUGAAGCAGCAUCAGAAGCUCUUGAUUCCCGGACAACCACAGCUCAACAUGUGUGACCUCGCUGUCAUGAACUGGACUCCACCUGGCUGUGAGCAGUUGGGCAAAUGUCUUAAAGCACCGGAAUCUCAGCCAUGGAAAUGUGACUGGCCACAUUAAUCUGUUUACUCAUAAGUACUUUUAUAAACAUGUCUCUAAAAUCAGAACUCAGUUCACAGAACACAUGGUUUUUAUGGCAUUUGUAUCUGUGUGUGCUUCUCACACAGGUGUUUAAUGAAGUGUUUUUACAUAGAAAAGGGAAACAAUUAAUUAAUACAAUAUUAUUAUUCCCCUUUUUUUUACG
Danio aesculapii is the source of this 1872-nucleotide messenger RNA. RefSeq names its product galactosamine (N-acetyl)-6-sulfatase (gene galns). Bases 144 to 1688 code for a protein of 514 amino acids. Lineage: Eukaryota; Metazoa; Chordata; Actinopteri; Cypriniformes; Danionidae. The transcript has 14 exons. The record is from RefSeq and is a predicted model, not a curated record. Gene Ontology annotation, molecular function: N-acetylgalactosamine-6-sulfatase activity; arylsulfatase activity.